AUGGACAAUACCGCGUUCGAUGAACAGGCCUUUGACCGACAUCCAAAAACCAAUCAGCGUUGUGAUAAGAAGAAAAUUGCCGAGCUUGAAAACUUUCGAGAGGCAUUGCAAGAUUUGAAACAAAAGCUCAUUGGUAUAGACAGGGAUUUGUUGAGAAGAGAUCGACAUCAGGCUCGAGCCAUGUUUCUCCGUCUGGACCGGGAUUUCCGUUUAGAUGUAACGGAACCGCUGAAGACAGCCCUGCUGGACAAAGUUUUGCCAGCAUGUUCACGUAUUAUCCUUGCCGUAGAGGACAUACUAGAGGACGGCAACGCCGUGGUUCGAACGCUUGCCUCUAAAGCUGUCGAGGAAGACUCCGAUGAAUGCAAAAUUUCGGAGGCAGCGGACGGAAUGAAUUGA
Messenger RNA from Colletotrichum aenigma, 399 nucleotides. RefSeq lists its product as uncharacterized. The coding region runs from base 1 to 399 and encodes 132 amino acids. NCBI's taxonomy places the organism in Eukaryota, Fungi, Ascomycota, Sordariomycetes, Glomerellales, Glomerellaceae. The transcript has 3 exons. The record is from RefSeq and is a predicted model, not a curated record.